Messenger RNA from Mangifera indica (mango), 1231 nucleotides. Its product is annotated as ethylene-responsive transcription factor ERF113-like. Gene Ontology annotation, molecular function: DNA-binding transcription factor activity; DNA binding. The record is from RefSeq and is a predicted model, not a curated record. The coding region runs from base 326 to 1051 and encodes 241 amino acids. The transcript is spliced from 2 exons. NCBI's taxonomy places the organism in Eukaryota, Viridiplantae, Streptophyta, Magnoliopsida, Sapindales, Anacardiaceae. Gene Ontology annotation, biological process: ethylene-activated signaling pathway; regulation of DNA-templated transcription.
UUGAAAACUUUUCUUGUUUUCUGUUCACACUGAACCAGGCAUGUGUAAAUUCCUGAUGUGUAGCUAAUUGCUACACAAAAACCCUAUCUUCUUCCCCUAUAUUAUCCUCGUUCUUCUACACUUACUUCAUUCCUGAGUCACUCGUGAAAAUUAUAUAUAUAUAGAAGUUGUAGCCAUAGCAAAACUGUCGACGGUGUAAGAACAAAGGAAUAAAGUGGAUCCAAGACAUGGGAAAAGGGCCCUUCCAUCCGAUGAAUCGCAGGAAAAGGAGGAAGAUCUCAUAUUCCCAGUCUACUCAGCUAGAUCCCAGCAGGAUAAUUCGGCUAUGGUCUCAGCCCUUGCUCAAGUCAUUGGAAGUACCGAAACCAACCCUCUUCAUCAAUUUAAUCAAAACCCUUUAACCACCUCUUACUUCAACGCGACUCAACAAGAUCAAUCUCAACCUGCACCUCAAGAUCAAGGUAAUGUGAGGAGAAGACACUAUAGAGGAGUAAGACAAAGACCUUGGGGCAAAUGGGCAGCGGAGAUACGAGAUCCAAAGAAAGCGGCGAGGGUAUGGCUAGGUACUUUCGAUACGGCGGAAGCCGCUGCACUUGCUUACGAUGAAGCGGCGCUGAGGUUCAAAGGAAGUAAAGCUAAACUUAACUUCCCAGAAAGAGUUCAAGGGAGGUCUGAAUUAGGUUACCUCACUAUUCAUCAACCGCAUCGUGGGGUGGGUACGCAAGUUUCGAAUCCAGUUAUUACUGCAGCUCCUUCUCCUCCGCCCUUCGUAUCUCAACAGACAUACCCAAAUCUUUUUCAUUAUUCGCAAGCUCUUCCAGGAGGCCAUAGUGAAUUGAAUUAUGCUAUCCCACCUGGUUUCUACAGUGGAAAUCAAAGGUUUUUAUCGCGGACUUUAUCAACUAGUUCGUCUUCAUCUUCAUCUUCAAGUACAUCUCAACAACAACAACAGCAACAGGAUAAUCUUAUGAGAUUUUCAAUGCAACCGGGAGGUUCUUCAUCGGGUUCUGAUCCUAGAAACCUUGAUUUUAGUCAUAAUCAGUCAAGAUAAUGGAGAAGGUUUGUUUUAGUAACGGUUUUUACAACAAAAUGAUUCUGGUUUCUUAUGCAUGCAUUGCUUUGCUUUUUUUUUUUUUUUCUUUUUGUUUUUCCUCCUCGUGCAGUUUUCUUUAAGUUUUUUGAGAUCAAGUAUUGUUUUAAUUCAAUGAAAUUUCUCAAAUCUUUCUAUCUA